CACCACCACACCACACCAACCACAAUGACAAUCAAACCCACCACCUCACCUUCACCAUCCACAACGACAACCAAACCCACCACUACAUCUGCACCAACCACCUCCCCAAUGAAAUUUACUACUACAACAUCAUCGAAAUCUACCACACUUUCACCAACCACAACUACAAUGAAACCCACAUCGAAAAGUAUUCCCACAACCACCCCAGCCCCCCUGAAAACCUGUGAGCCAAACCCGUGUCCUAAAGAUGCCAAAGGUCAGCCUGUUGCCUGUCAAGUGGAACAUGCAGACGGGAAACAUAAGUGUGGCAAACCAGAUGAUGGACCCCUGAUCAGAUUCCACCUGGCUGCCGGCUUAUCACCCCUCCUGUUGCCAAGAACUUGACUGUAGCUGGACAGCAGCGGUUCCUUUGGGGAAGUAAAAUGCAGUGCCGCCAUCUGCAUCGUAUCUGAGGGCAACAGCAAAUGUUAGACAUUGAACAUUUAUUUGGGAAAAACGUUAAAUGAGGUGACACAGUAACGUAACUUACACAAGUCAAGUGAAUUAUACUUUCCUCGCCAUGUCAAACGUAAUAAAAACA
Lingula anatina is the source of this 580-nucleotide messenger RNA. RefSeq lists its product as uncharacterized. The record is from RefSeq and is a predicted model, not a curated record. Lineage: Eukaryota; Metazoa; Brachiopoda; Lingulata; Lingulida; Lingulidae.